Messenger RNA from Rubroshorea leprosula, 1401 nucleotides. NCBI's taxonomy places the organism in Eukaryota, Viridiplantae, Streptophyta, Magnoliopsida, Malvales, Dipterocarpaceae. The record is from the annotation of a GenBank genome assembly.
GGAGAACCCACCCACUUUCCUUCUUCCUCUCUAAUCUCAUCCCAAAUGGAUUCUUCUUCCCUUGGCUCUCCCCCCAAAUGUCCACCCCCACUCCCUCCUCUCCCAACUACCUCACCAACCUAGGCCUUGGUUACUCCAUCGCCAUCGCCCUUGGCUGCCUCGUCCUCCUCUCCACCAUCCUUCUUGCCUCUUACAUCUGCUGCCGCUCCUCCCCCUCUCGCUCCCCUUCCCACAACCCCACCGCCGCUUCCUCCUCCGAUGGGAUCGUUCUCCCGAGGAUUAUUUUUGUUGCCGAAGAUGACGACCAGGAAAACGUCGUCGUUGGACUGAACCAGGCAGUCAUAAAUUCGUACCCUAAGUUUCAGUUCAGUAAAGAUCAGGCGGCUGCUGGUUCCAGCUGCGGGAGUAACGGGAACACCACAUGCUCCAUUUGUCUGUGCGAGUACAGGGAUUUGGAGAUGCUGAGGAUGAUGCCCGAAUGCAGACACUACUUUCACCUUUCUUGCAUAGAUGCGUGGUUGAAGCUUAAUGGGUCUUGCCCUGUCUGUCGGAACUCGCCGCUGCCCACUCCACUCUCCACACCACUAUCAGAGGUCGUGCCCUUAUCUCAGUACGCCGCGGAUCGGAGGAGGAGGUGAAAUUUUGCGUGGGGUUUCUUUUCUAUUCUAUUCUAUCUGGUGUGCUUUUGGGGAUUGUAAAUUUUUCCUUCUUUUCUUGAAUAGCUAGGAACAGAGAAAUAUGGGUCAGGGUCAGGGGAGAGUAGCUGUGAUUUUGAUUGUUGAGAAAAGAACUAAUGUAUAAACAAGAUUAUUAAAUGGCUCAUAUUAGAUUGGAUUGGUUUCUUCAUAAUCUCUUCAAACAUUCUUAGCAAAAUCCUCGAUUGAUUUCCCCCUGUUUUAUUCUGUUCAAUUGGUUCUGCAAAUUGGAUUGGAUUGAAUUUCAUCUUUGUGUUUGAAUCACAUCUUAUUUUCUCUAAGAUUUUCAAUUUCAUGUAUGUACGUUGAAAUAGGGUUCUUCACCCCAUCCCUCAUUUAGCUUUUAUUAAAGGAUGCAAACGAACCCAUCUGUACUUUACUUGUCCGUUGUUAUUCUAAUUGCUUUUUCCUCUGUGCGUUAGCUUCUGAAGUUGAGUGUCACAGUAGGGAAUUAAGUCAGCAGCAUGGAGACAAAAGCUCCGGACUUUCUGCUGCUUGUCUGAAUUCACGAGCUCACCCACCCCUGAUCAAACUUCUAGAUCUUCAAUUCAUGAUUAGUAUUAGAAGAGUUGCUUGGAAAUUCUUUUUGCUAAUUUUUGAAGCAAGCUGAAGACUUUUUACUCCUUGAAACUAGCUGCUGCUGCUUUGGGAUGUGUCAUAAUUCAUUUACAGGAAGAAAGCAAGAAAGUAAACUGAGAUUCCUGAU